Dermacentor albipictus is the source of this 10633-nucleotide messenger RNA. RefSeq lists its product as uncharacterized. The record is from RefSeq and is a predicted model, not a curated record. NCBI's taxonomy places the organism in Eukaryota, Metazoa, Arthropoda, Arachnida, Ixodida, Ixodidae.
GCGCGCGCAUCUACACGAAUUGUCUGUGGAUUUCAUCGCGGUCGGUGUGGUGGUUCUUCGGUGCCUUUGAUUGACUACGCCGGUUUGUGUGUGAUUUGCGGGCGGGCCGCCUUCUCCCCUCCGACAAGAUGGCGUGCAGACGGUGCGGGACAGUGCCGUCAUGGAGCCCACUCUUCCUGGCCCUAGUCACACUGGCGACGCUCGCCGCAGGAGGCGGGCAGUCGCAGCCGCAGUCGCAGCAGCAGCAGCAGCCAGCCCAAGUCGCCGCCCCGUCCGCCGACAAGGAUAUCGAGAGCAGGGGCUCCACCAAGUCCAUCGUCACGGUGGCGCCAUCGCCAUCCCCACCACCGGCGACCUACCAGUACGGCUACGAAGUGGGUUCCGCACCCUCGUCGAUGCUGGAUGCGAGCGCCAAAGAGUCGAGUGCCAUCGCACUUGGACGGUAUCCUGUGAAGGACAGCGUCGCAGGAAACCAGCAGGUCGAAGACGUGUCGGGACCUUCUGCCUCUGCCUUCAGGGCAGGCCUAGUCUCCGAUUCCGCGCUACGAGUCGAACAGGGGCGGAGCAGCCAGGUCUUCUUCGAACCCAAGACGCCGGAGAAGGAAGAGGAAUCUUCUUUAGUCACCAGCUACGAGAUACCGCGCGCCUCUGCCAUACCCGUGCCCAAGAAGAGCGAAGAAGACACCAGCUCUGGCGCAGAGCAAGGUGGGACGGUGUUCAGCCAGCCCAACAAGAACGAAAGGAGAAUCGUGGUCACGUCAAAGGGAUCUCUGCCCAUCACACAACGCCAGCAGAAACGCGUGAGCCAAGCACAGAAGAGCGAAACUACACAGGAGAGGCCAAAGACAUACCACGCGAGAACGUUCCCCAAGCCUCAGAGGACGCCCCAGUACCGGCCCACGUCGCGACCGCAGUACAAGCACAGGACAACGUUGCAUCCGACACCGGCGUCUGUCGUCGACUACGAAUCGAAGCAGGCGAGCACAGAGCAGUCGGCCCAGGGUGUAAGCCAGGCAAGUCAAGUUGCGCAUCAGAGCCCGUCGACCGCGAGUCUCACCAGUCAGGAGACCUUCAAGCAGGAGCAAAGGGCCGGUUACGAGAAGCGGCCGCAGCUGACGCAGAGGCCGAGGACGGGCAACACGUACGAAAUACGGACGCCACAUUCCACUCAGUACGUGAGCAUCGGAGGCGACGCUGCAGAGAAAGCGGCCGCCAGGUACCAGCACUACCAAGACCAGCACCAACAGCAACAGAACCAAGAGCAGCAGCAGACGCCUCCGUCAACAGCUAGCGUCUACAACUCUUACGACUCCUCGUCGUACCAGAGCACAACACCGGUGCAAUCGGACCAAACGAACAAGGACGCUGGUUACUCUACAGCCGCCCAGCAAGAUACGUAUGCCAACCAGGGGUACAGACCGCAAGACAUCAGGAGCGUGACCGUAGGAGCAUCAGCCCAGGUGUCAGACUACAGCCAAGGGACUGCCACGCAAAAGAAUGAGCAGGGGCAGCAUGAUUACCACCGUGGCACUGCUUACCCAGCACGAGUGAGUGACGCAACCCAAAGGAGCCCGACGCAACCGAGCUCGACACUGUCGUUCAAACAGGGCUAUCUCUCUUCCAAAAAGGGAGGCACAACGCAAGCGCAGCAGUCAUCUCGUGAAAACUACCACCACCAACAGCGGCAGCACCUCCAGCAGCGGCAGCGGCAGCAGCAGCAGCGGCAGCAGCACCAGCACCAGCAGCAGCAGCAACAGCAGCAGCGACAGCACCAGCAGCAGCAGCAACAGCAGCAACAGCAGCACCAGCAACAGCAGCAACAGCAGCAGCAGCAACACCAGCAACAGCAGCAGCAGCAACACCAGCAACAGCAACACCAGCAACAGCAACACCAGCAACAGCAGCAGCAGCAGCAGCAGCAACACCAACAACAACAAACCUACCAACGAAACCAGCAUAACUCCGGUUCUUACGACAGUCAAGAGGGAUCUCAGCAAGCGAGAACGCCCGCGUAUGACUCGCGGUACCAGACGACUUCUAAGCAACCGAGGACGCAGACAACCUUGUACAAGUACCACCGGGGAACCUACCAGCAGGAUAGAACGCAGCAAGGGGACGAUGGACAGGGGCCGUUUUCUCCCAUAGAUUACAGCCGCCAAGGUAAUCACGGCCCAAACACGCAGGGUAUAACGACGCCUUCGCAUCGCCCCUUCGCUCCGCACCAGCAACAGCACUACGGGCAAGCUCACUCAUUAGGAAAAACGACGACAAGAUCUAACACCGCGUCCGGACAGCCCGAACCGCAGUACUCGAAGCCUGCCUUACCGCCUCUUCGCAGUAGCUUCCGCGCUACACCGAAGCCGGACAAUCAACAAGGAGGCGGGCAGCUGCCGUUGCCUCCCCCAGAACCAACACCACCUCCGCAGGACGCUCAGGUACUCCUGGUCGAAAUCAACAACCCUCAAGCGCAGGUCUAUGGGCAGCAACUCAAGGCCGUACAUCGGCAUCAGCAGCAACAACAGCAGCAGCAACAUCAACAACAGCAGCAAGAGCAACAACAGCAACAGCAGCAACAACAACAACAACUGCAGCAGCAACAACAGCAGCAGCAGAACAACUUGCUUCAGCAUCACCACCUGGCCGAACUGCUGGCCAGCCACCAGAAGAUUCCACUGAUGCAGCCACUACACUUCCUGGGAGCCGCAGGCCCGAACCAGCCGUUACGCGUUCCCAUCAUCGAGGUGGCAUCUCCCCUCCUGGCCGCAGGUAACCUCCAGCAACAGGGACCGCACCUUCACAACCUAAGACAGGAGAUCCAACGACAGCUUCAGCAGCUCAACCAACCCCACCAACAGCCGUUCUUGUUCGGUCAGCCGCAGGACGCCAUCCAACAGAUGCUCAAGUCGCACCAGCUGUACGUGCCGCAGAACCAGGGCAUUCAGAAGGUCAUCACGCAGGGACCCGUGCCAAUCGAGCUGAAGGUCGAGCCACUGUUUGACGUGAACCACAAGGGAACGGGAGACGGCGACGGUAUCAAGGACGUGCGCAUACAAGCGUUGAAGCCGAUUCCCCUGCCUGCAUCACCGGUCGGGCAUGGUCCUCAUGGAGGGUCGAACGACAUACCCUUCGAAGUUAACAUGCUCGUGGACGCGGCCAAGAAGGCGAUCAUGUCGGCGGGCGGCUUUCCGAAGCCAGAAGUGAUCGUCGUGGAUGGAAGUCAGGGCGGCCAGAUGCCCGAAAACGUCCUGCGAGCCGUGCAACAGAUACUCAACGAAGAGCACGCCGCUCGCAGCGAGGCCGGUCGCCAGCCGAAGGGCUCGUCCUCGCAACACUCGCAGCAGAAGAGCCACGCCGAGCAGGCGUUUCCGGCCGCGGCCAGCGUCAAGCUCAACGACAAGCUGAACGUCCAGGUGGCCGGACUGCUGGUGGACAGCCACAGCCUCCAGAGCGUCUUCCCCAAGAACCUCAUCCACGGCACGGGCAGCUCCAAGCUGCGCUACAACGAGCCGGUCAACGUGCACAUUCCCGUGAGCGACCUCCCGCCGCGGCCUGCCGUAGACGUGCGCAUCAGGGGCCCCGACGGGAAAGUUUCGCAAGUGCUCGUCCCGCUCCACGAUGCGAACAAGUUGGCGGCGUUGGCCAAAGAAGCCGGCGGCGGCAACAACUUCGCUGGCUCGGCCUUUCCGGCGAACCUUUUCCAGGGCGUGCAGAACUUUGGUCGCGGCGGGGGCGGGCACCAGGGUCAGAAGGAGGGUCUGCUUCUGGGCGGUUCGGCCCAGCAGCCCGCGUUCGGCAUCGGACCCGUCCGGUUGGGCGAGAAAGUGAGCCUCGUGGACGGCGCCGGCGGGACGCUGCAGAUCGCCGACCUGCCGCAGUUUGACCCUGCGGCCCUGGCGGCGGCGGCAACGGACAUGAUCCAGUUCAGGCCUCUUUGAACUUCUGCGUGCCGUUGCGAUCUGUGAAGCCAUUUCCUUGGAGGAGCAGACGAGAGAAGCCAGGGCGUAACUCACGCCACAAGCCGCAGACCAUCCUGGCUAAGGAACGGAUUUACACUUCGGUCGCUGGCCAACGUUUUCAAAGUCCGUGAGGGUUCGUUGCUUACGUGACGAGGAACAGAGCUUGUUCACAAAUAGGGUAGCGGGAAGCAUUUUGAGAGGAAGCUUUAGCUCGGGUGCUCCUAUCUAUAUACAUGUAGAAGGAGAAUUCGCUUUUCUUGGCAACAACUGCACCAAAUUUGGCGAGGUUUGUUGCAUUUAAAGGAAAAACUCAAAAUCCAGUGACUGUUGGCUUCAAAUUUUCGAUUUAGGCCGUCAAUCUUUUAUUAAAAGUUGGCAAAAAUUGAAAAUUUUCAGGACACGAAACCAUCAAGUUUACAACUCUGUAACUCAGCAAUGGAAAAUGAUAUCACAAUUCUGUGAAUUGCAUCUAAUAGUACAUAUAAAGCGGACAAAAUUGAUUUGUUACACAAUAAUCCAAACAAAAAGAUUACUUGUAUGGAAAUACAGCUUUUGCAGAACUCUUGUACAUAACGUAACAAAUUCACGGAAAAUGUAAAAUGACACGUCGAAUUUGUCCGCUUUCAUUCAUCUAACAGAUUCCGUUUACAGAACUGCGAUGUCUGUUUUUGACGCAGAGCUAUUGAUUUGUAAACUUCGUGCUUCUACUUUUUUUCAGACUUGCGAAUCUUUAAAAAUCUUUCUAUCAAUAUUCAAGCCCUGAAUCAAAAUUCCGCUUCCAACAGUCACUAGAAUUUAACUUUCUCUCUCAAAUGCAACAAAUUUCAUCAAAAUCGGUUCAGGGGUUAUUUCAGAAAAACGUUUUUGCGUUUUACAUGUAUUUGAAUAGGCCGCCUUGGAGUUGAAAUUUUCCUCUUAAGCAACAUAAACAGAGCAAACGGUACCGGCACCUGACUUACUGCUGGCUUUUAAUAUGUGGUUCUUCAGAGGAAAAAAUGCGGUACACCACAGCAUAGUUCCUAAUUAACAGCCAUUGGUUACUUGGUGAAACCAGCAAGCAAUGCCAAAUGAUCGCGUCGCGACAACUUGUUAGGUGGAUGGUCUGUGACGGCAAUAUAUAUCCUACAUAGUCGCGAACCCUCAAAAGCGGACGAAAUUUCACAGUCUUUGACUGCUGGAGAACAUUAAGUCGAGUCAUACGUAAGGGGCCAGAAAUGAUCGAUAAAUAACAUUCAUGUCUAUGAAACCACUAGCAGUGCUUAGCCUGAAGCCCUUGCUAAAUUUAUGAGCUUUAUUGUCAACAGUGUCAAAUGUAUUUAGUCCUAACUAUAACGGCGAAGCCAAAUUUAAAUUACGUAGACGUCAGAGAAAAUGCAUGUGCAAUUCGUUCUCUGGCCGUCAGAAAAUCUAGGGAAUGCGAGCACGCGCUUUGUGUGGUUACGAUAACUCACAUGCGCAAACUCGGACCCUUUACAGAAGCGGAGUUGUUAACUAGCGGGUUUAUCAAUUCCGCAUAAGCUGUUAAAGAACAUGCACAAAUCACUAGGCGGAGAAUAUAAUAAAAUCCUCACAGGAUUUGAAGAAACGUUUAUGUCAACGAUAUUGCGAAGCAAUUACCAAACGGCGCUGAACGUUUUAAGGAAAGUGAUAGUCCUUGGUAGUUUCGUCUGUUCCUCUAGAAGUGGCUUUUACAGGUCAGCCUAGCUCGCAUUUACCACAGCUUAUAGCGCGCAUUGGCUCAUGGUGGGAUUCGGAAAGGCGUCUCCCUGUGUUCCCGGGGAAAAGCGUGCGAACAAACUCAUUUCACUUUUUCCUCCAGUUCUGCGCUUAAAUGAAUCGUUCACUCGGCAGCUCUAGAGGCGUACUGGCUUGAGAGACAUGUAUCAGCGUAUAGAUUGGCGUACAGGAUUGGUCAGGCAUCUUGAAGCGGGGACCCGAAGUUUGUGAGAUGGUUUGUGACGCGACCAGCGGCUGUUGGUGUUAUGUUGUGCUUGAGUUGUUAUCCUGUUAUGUGAGCUGUAUUAUCACUUGAGUCGUCAUGUAUAAGUCGUCGCAUACCAAGUUAAUGGGUUGUCUGAGAGAAAUUGUGCCCGUUUCUUGCGAGAAAGUAGUGAAUGUUCCGAUGUUUCUUCGUAUAGUGGUCCGGGCGAAAGUUGUGAAGGAUAGACCCUGCAUUCAUGCCAUGUGUGAUCGAAUUUGUACGCAGCGUUCAGAAAUUUCUUCUUCAAAUGGCAGCUGGGCUGCUUUUACAAUCUCUUUGUGUCUUUUCACGGGAUGCUUUCAAUCGGUGGUCUUAAGAGGACGAGCUUGAACAGAUCCCGCACUAAAUUCUUUUUUUUUUGUUCAGUCUGUUUAGUGCUUUAUAGAAAAAGAGAAGGUAGAAAAAAAAUGAACGCAGAAUGAAUACAUAUUUGAUGCUAACGGUGAAGUUGUAUCCAAUGUAGAAAGGAAAGCAAGCUGUCAGCAAGGCUAACAACAUAGUAGGCAUAUGAUCUAGACGAGGUCAAGUUGUGACUUCUGAAUAAUUAAUGGUUCAUUUGGCCUUUUCCUUCAAAAUUCAAAAUUUAUAUCGUCCCGUCUGACGGUAGCAGAGGGUUCGGUUCGGGCAAAGUGCUCUUUUGUUAUGAUCGGUCACACGAAUCAAGAGGCGUUUCCUGAGUGAUUCGCUUCGCAUAAAAAGAAGUGUUCUGAUUCACCUACAUAAACGAGUGGAUACGAAAAGUGAGCCGCUCCCAAGCUGAAAGGACAGCAUUGUAAAUAUCUCUUGUACAUAUACUUUCUUUUGUGCUCGUCCUGUGUUACUAUGCGAUCAUUUUAGCAGUUCAUAAUAAAAAAAAAAUCUCCGCUCAUUCGUGCAAUCAGCGAUAUCCUCCCGCGUCUUUCGUCUGUAUUAUGCGAAAACGAGUGUUUGAAGACUUUGUGCGGUUCCCAGUAACAACAGAGACACAUUUAGACCACUUAAGCCUGGCACAGAGACGUUGUCAAGGUGCACAUAUGAGGAAAGUUAACGCACAUGCGUGACAACUUCACGGAGCGUACGUGAGGCGUGCCUUCUCACGCAGCAGCAUUUCUGUCACUCCCAGCUGUGACCGGGGAUGAGUGUCAUACAGUAUAUUUCUCACUUUGAGAGACGGCGCGUGAGACGCAUUUGAGCCGUGACCUCCCAACGAGCGGCAUUAAACAGACUCGCUGACGCAGCUCCUUGAAUACGUUCGAAUUACGUUCUACUUGAUUUUCUAUGUAACUUGAGCCUCGUGUCGCUAGUGAAGCCAGUUACACUUUAAACACAAUACCUUUCUUGCAGGUGUACAUUUUCGGAAUUUAGAAGUAAUCAGCGCUAUUUAUUUUAUGGAAUGAUAACAGUCGCACGAGCUUCGGUGUUGGGUUCUAUUGUGCCACGUUGCCUCUAGGUUGCGAGGUUGCAAACUUGCAUCUGUGCUGGUAAAAUUUACAGGGAUGUGGCCUGACGUGAAGGUCCAAAAUUUCCAAAUUUGUGCGGACGUUACAAUUUUUGAAGGUAAGUAGUGCUGAUUACCUUUAAGUCACGUGACAGAGAUAAAACUUUAUUAUGUUCUUGAUGGGGUUCAGGGGUGGCGGGGGUCGGGAGACCAACCCCCAAUCCCCCCCUUCCUCAGACGGCGGCCAGUCCUUGCUUUCUGGCGACGUCUUCGGCCAUCCGGACGGCCCAGAGCCUGAAUCCGCUCCUUUACGUAAAGCAUAUCGUGUUUAUAGUGCAGCAAAUGAGUCUACGGUAUUUGAAACGAAACCCCGUGGCAGAAGCAGUUACGAUGUGAAUUUGCUUAGAUCAUUUGCGCAGUGAGAUAAGGUGUGUUCAGUUGCACCGCCGACGUAAGAGCGGGGAAAUGCUUCAGUCCGAAGCGGCAAGAGGCCCUCUUUCUGGCGGAAUCACUUUCGGAGAGAUCGUUUUCCGCGCUGGCUGGCUUAAACCCGAGCGGAAUAUUACGUACAUGAGUAAAAAAAAGUUUGUGGACGGGUAGAGUUCUUCUCAGUUUGUUUUCACGUCUCCCUCGGGUGCAUUUGACCGUGGAGUUUCCCACAAAAAAUUACUAGACAAAGCUUUGGUGCUAGGGUCCACGGAAGCUGCAAGCUCGAUGGUUCGGACAGCAUGGGAAUGAUGGUCAGCACGUUGCAUUUGCCUAAUCUUCGUUCUUCUCGCUUGUAAAGGCUUUUGUGACUUUGGAAAUUGAUCAUUUGUAACAAAAUAUGGCGUUGCAAAGUGCAACUAUUUGCAGUGCUUAUGCAAGCGCGCAGAGCCUUAUCGCCUCUGGGGUUUAGAAAGAUGGGAUUGCUUCAAAGUUUGGGCCAAUAAAGGCAGGUAAACCGCAGUAAACGAAACCGCAAGGACGUCUGAAGCCACAAGCUCAAAGAUUAGACAAAUCCGUCUACUAGCCGUAUCAUUUCCAUGGUAUCUGAACUAUCGCAGAGCCACACUUCCUUCUGGUAACUUUUGUAAGAAAAUCUAUAAAUUUUACGCUUUCUUCCAAAAGGGUCGUCAAGUGCUGAGAGAGAGAGAGAGGGGGGGGGGAGAUGGAGAGGCAGGCAAGUGAACAAGACUUUGUCCGGUUUGCUACCUAAAUCAUGGCGAGUGGAUGGGAUGAGCAAGAGAGAAAGAAGACAGAAAUUCAGAUAAGUCAGCUCGGAACGCUUCAAGCGCAGUGGGAAUCGAGAGCAGUAAAUCCCUAACGCAACAAUAUGAAUAUGAAUGCCAAAAUUGUUUUCAUGACGCCAUAGUUGCUAAACCCACAUCAAACUAAAUGUUCAACGGAAACGAUGCUAGUUUCAGAUUCGAAUUCGCAGAUCACUAGCACGUGAAUUUUUCUACCGAUAGGCAGGCUUCACUGCGAAUGGACCGUUUCUCGUUUACGUUGAAGGCAAGUCCGAACAUCUGCAUCGCGAAAUAUGGAUUAUGUUUAGAAAGAAACAUACGAAAUGGCUAAUUAUAUAUUAUUUUGCAAGUAUUUAUGUUUACAGGCAAGCGAGAUGCCCUGUAAAUCAGUUUCGUCGUGGCACUCGGAGAUUAACUUUAAGCACCACCGCAUAGAAGUUUUGUGAGGAGAAAUUAUAGCUUCUAGAAGGUUUUCUUAAAACAAGUCGAAGGCACGUUUUAAGCCAAAGAGGGCGACAUUCAUUGAAAUCCACGCACUGCCCGUAAUUUCCGUGCUGGUGGCACAUGCAGUUGCCAUCACCAAAUUGUAGUCGAAAUACCUCAGUGCCAUGCAUCACGACACAUUGAACCAAAUGGAAGCAGAAAAUUUGACGAUGUUUGCGGUGCGACCAGAAACUGCGCUGCUUGCUUCAUCACACGCAACGUGAGCAUACGUAGGACCUCUUCGGGUGAAGAAACAGUGAAUACGGGUUGAGGGUGACCAUAGAUCUGUGAACGUAGACGAAGGCACUGCUAAACGAGUCCGCAAAAUCUAGGGCACUGUCGUGGAGAGAAAGUCGCUUUCGCGACUCUAAUCUCCGCCGGCACGAAAAAAGAAAGGCAGAGCACUCGCAUGAAGAUUGAGGUCUGAAUUCAACAGCGGCGAAAAAGUACGCAAGAAACCCUCCCAGUGUGAAGCCGACGCCAUAGAACCUUACCACAGUUUCGACAAGAACAUUGGCCACGAUGAAGAAAAGUCCACGUUGUCGAAACGCGAGCUCGAGGUUCAGACGUGCCCCGAUUCGUCCACUGUUAAACGUCGUGAAGACGUUUGUAAACGACUUAUACAUGACUUACGAAAAGUUGCAUUAUGCUAGAGAGAGAGAGAGAGCGCGAGAAUGCGUACGGUCAAAGAGCCCACGAUUUCCUCUCCGACAUUGAUUCCGCCGGCAUCUUUCCUCAGAGCCGAUUUGUGUUUGGCUAUUUCUCUAGAAGUCGCAUCACAUCACAACAGCGAGCUAUAGUGACUUCUUAGGACAAGAAUUCGUACUUCCGUAGGCUUCUUUUUAAAAUUUUUUUUCUUGCAGAUGUUUCCGACCAAUUUCGCAAAUCAAGUGUCAUGAUGCCUGAUAUCGGUGCAAGAUGAAUUUGCCGGUCACCUAUGAAAGGCAGUGACUCAUUUCAAUGCACGUCGCGCUGCUUUUCAAAUUUUUUGAAAGGGGUAGGGGAGGGCACACAGCUGCCAAUAGAAAUCAGUUAGCAAGAUUCGAGUAGUUUGUGAACAAGCGCGAAAACAUGAACUGACCUUCUUGAUGUUAGUGAAGCUUAGUGUCGUUACUGUUAGAAUUCUCAGUUGUUUAGAUAUAUACGUUGAUAAGAAAAGGUACACUCAAACAUAUAUACUUUCGAGGCUUUGUCUGCUUCACGGCUAGAGUGGUGAAAGUUAUUUUGACCCUUCUACAGCAUUACUCGCCCCCAAAAACAUUAUCAAGGGAUGGGGCAGGGGGUUCGUAGAAAUGUGUCGAACUUUGAAACUUGAAGUCAACGAAGCGGGCUUGGUAACGUGGGUUAGUGAUAGACGAGCGGCAUUUGUGGUAGUGUUGACACGUGUUUGGGAUGCCGGGCGCGACGGGAGGGGGGCCAAACUUUCGGUGCAUAUUCGCUUCCGUCCAGCAAGCCCGCUCUCUCCUUCACGGCAUGCGGGUCUCUGACGGUCUGGCAAGCAGCCGUGCUGCGCGGCCAGCACUGUUGUAACUUAUGUGUAACGAUCUGCUGGUGCAAAUAAAAAUGU